GGGGAGCCCCUGCGAGGAGGAGGGAGGAGCGCGCCGCGCCAUGUGAGCAGCUGGCGGCGGGCAGCGGCCCUCGAGGAAGACAGAUGGGGUGAGAGACAGCGCGAGGUCCGGCUGUCAGCGCGGCCUCAGCCCCGCCGCGGAGGGAGCCCCUCCUCCCCGCGGCUGUGCGCUUCUCGCUCCCUGGCGGGGGGGAACCAUGGCGUCCAGCGAGGAGGACGGAGGCGGCAACGGCGCGGUGGAGGAGAAGGAGAAUGGCAAGAAGAGGAGGCUGGGCGCCCUGGCCACGGCCUGGCUCAUCUUCUACAACGUCGCCAUGACCGCGGGGUGGCUGGUAUUAGGUAUUGCCAUGGUGCGGUUUUAUAUACAGAAAGGAACACAUAGAGGCUUAUUCAGAAGCGUUCAAAAGACGCUUAAAUUUUUCCAGACAUUUGCUUUGCUUGAGGUAGUCCACUGUGCAGUUGGAAUAGUUCGCACAUCCGUGCUUGUGACUGGGGUCCAAGUGAGUUCAAGAAUCUUCAUGGUGUGGUUCAUUGCACAUAGCAUAAAACAGAUCCAGAAUGAGGAGAGCGUUAUUCUUUUUCUGGUCGUAUGGACUGUGACAGAGAUUACUCGAUAUUCCUUCUACACAUUCAACCUGCUCAACCAUUUGCCAUACUUCAUUAAAUGGGCCAGAUACAACUUUUUUAUCAUUUUGUACCCUGCUGGAGUUGCAGGUGAACUGCUAACCAUAUAUGCUGCUUUACCCUAUGUGAAGAAAACAGGAAUGUUUUCACUGAGACUUCCCAACAAAUAUAAUGUCUCCUUUGACUACUAUUACUUCCUUAUUAUUGUCAUGUUCUCCUAUGUGCCAUUAUUUCCACAACUCUACUUCCACAUGCUGCGGCAGAGAAGAAGGGUGCUUCAUGGAGAAGUGAUUGUGGAAAAGGACGAUUGAAUCAAGCCGUGUAACUAUGGUGCUUUAAUGGAAAAAAAGAGAGUAAAAAACCAAAACUUCCUGUGAUUUUUCUGAGUCCAAGUUUUAAAACAUGGAACAAGAAUAAACAACUGUGCAUGAAAUAACAUGGACUGUAUUAUUUUUACAAUUAAUAUACCUUCAGACUUACCUUUUCAUCCUUGGUUUCACUUUGAUUUUUAAUUGUUCAGUUCUUCAAACAAAUUAUUUUCUUUUUUUCAAUAGGUUCACAAAUAGCUUUAGGAAUUGGAAUAGUUGGUUACUGUGCUUUCUAUUCUGAAAAGUCUGGUUUGAGCUGUAGUCAUCAUCAAGAAAAGAAGGAGAGUUGAUAAGUUGUACUGAAAGUGAGUCUUCUGGAAAACAGAGCAUAAAUUAGGUAAUGAUAUUUUUCAUAGGCUAGGUGGCUUAAAUGUUAUUUAAGCUUUAUAUUAAAUAAUAUCUUUCCAGUUAUAAGUACUGUCAGCAUGUUGUUCAACAUUCUUUGAAUUACAGGAUCACACUGUAGAAUUCCAGAAGGACUUCUGAAAGGAGCUGAAUUCUUGAUUGUCAGUGCAAAUUUAGAUGUGUCUGUGUUUUCAUUUGUCAUUUUAAAGAUAUGUAGAAUAAUAGAUAUCAUAUUAACUGGUUAAAAGUUUGUGCUGAGGAGUAGAAUUGAUGUGUCUACCUUUCUCUGGUCAGUGGCUGGAAUGGGACUUGUUUGCGGAGGAAGACUGAUUGUCGGUGUGUUUCCUAUUCUACAUUUAAUUAUGUAUGCUGAAAAAUUAUGGUAUUGCAUUUAGAAACUGUAGCUAUAGUGAGAUAUUUAACUUCCUAUAAAUAGCAAAGUGGGAUAAAAUAUAUUUGAAAUAGUGUCUUAAAAUAUAAACUGUGCUUUGAAUCAUCCCAUUGUGCAAUUUUAAUUGCUCCCUCCCCAUUAAUUGUUUAUACUGCAUUGACCUAAUUCUAUUUAAUGUCUUCAAUUAUCUGUAAGAGGGAUCUACAGUAUAUUAGUAGCUGUUACGGAUGAUAUUACACUAUAUGAUACCUGAGUGGGAGAGGUCCAACAGAUGGAUUAAAUGUAGAAAAGAAUUAGAUGCAGCCUAAGAAAUUCAGAGAAAAGGUAAUGCAUUUGAGGAAGCUUGGAUACUUAGUGAGAGACAGAGAAGAUUGAAAUGUAAUAAUGUAGUAAGAAGCCUUGAUAACGUAGGCAACAAAGUUGAUUCUGGCAUCACUAAUGUCAAAAGAAGAGUAUAUAUGCAGAAAAGCUGCAUCAGGCAGCUGGAAAUCAGAAUACUCUUUGUAAUUGCUGAGGUAAUUUCUGGAGUAAGGUCUUAUAUUUUGAGUACCUCAGGGGUGAGGAAUUGAGUCAAGCUCCUGAAAAGUCAGAGAACAGUAACAAAAUCAGUUGAAAUGAGAAAGAAGUUGGAAAGAUUGAGUCGUUAAGUAUGUAUAAUUUUUUCUUAUGUGACAAAUACAUGUAAAGGAAGAGGCUUUAUUAUCACGAAGGUGUAACUAGAACUGAUUAUAUAAAAUUGAAACAAGGUAAAUAUCCAGUGAAUAUCAGGAGAAGGAUCCGACCAAUGAGAUCAGUUAUGUUAUGGAAUGACACAGUAGUGCUUAUCAAUGCAUACAAUUUCUUGGAAGGUUUUAAGUUAGAAGUAACACAAUACUGGAAAAUAGUCUUCCUUGGGCAAGAGUUUGAACUACAGGCUUGAAUAGGCAGUUUCUAUUUUUAGCUUCAAUGAUUUUAUGAUAAUACAGUUUUUUUGAAAAUUGUAGAUACACCUUUUUCUGGUGUAUCAGGUAAUUUGAUGAAAAAGCAAGGAUUUACUACAUCCCUAACUUUCAAAUUCCAUUUUGUGCCUUAAAUUUGUGAUAUUUAUGCAUGUCUUCAUUACAUGUAAAUUAGUUUCCUUUUAAAUGACAGGUGCAUACUGGACUUGAGAUGGAAUAGUUGUAUUUCUUACAAUUUUAAAAGGUGUAAUCUUUGUAUUUUUUAGAACAAAUUUCACGUGAGGUGCUAUAAUUUAACUUAUUCUUUUAUAUGCAGCUAAAAUUAUUAAAAGUUUAAAACAUAAACUACAUUUACAACACUGAAUCACAAAAUAGUUGCAUUACACAUAUUCAGACUAGCAGCUGUAUUUGUCCAAAGUUCUUAGAGUACUGUUCUAUAAACUUGACUUGCUUUUUGAUCCAUGAGGAACAUCAUGGCAGUUUUUAGACAUAUUUCUCAGUUAGCAAGCAGAAUAGGGUGAUGAAAUAUGAGUAACUAAGAUUAGAUUAAGUUCCGUGUCUGUUUUUUACUGUCAAGGCAGCUCACUGAAGAGCACAGCUAUCAAUUCAUUGAAGAUGUGUUGGAUACUUUAAGGAUGUGAUUUUGAAAUCCUUGAUCAGAUGAGUGCAUCCCACAGAUACUAUUCCUGUAAUAAAAGGAAUACUUGUGCUGUAAUACUGGUUUGUUUUUUUUUUUUUAAUUUUGGCUUAAGGAUAUUAUCAUAUGUCAAUCAAGGAGCUGUUUUUAUAUCCUUUUGUACAUGCGACAUGAAAAAAAUACGGCACUGUUUGCUAAAAUCUUGAGUUUGCAGUAAAGCAACAGUGUACAAGGUAACGAUACAACUUUAAACGUGAUUUAAAGCUGCAGAAGAGUCUUGCUAAAUGAUAAAUGAAUAAAAAUCUAAAAAUUACUUAGUGUUGCAUUCAAUGUUUCAUAGACCAGAGAGAUUGCCAUGUAUAUUAGUUUACAUGGCAUGUACUAUAAAAUAAACAAGCAACAUGUUCUUUUCUUCCUCUUCUUUUUUGAUUGAAACCUUCCACUGAAGCCUCAAUGUAUACCUUUGUUUUAAUAUCUUCUCAAAGAUAGUGAGAAUUGCAGAUAAAAUCCUCUUACCAUUGACUUCAGAUGGGUCAGGAUUUUAUCCUAGGUAGCCUACUUAAAUUUCAAUUAACAUUGUGAAACAUUUAAUUAGCUUGUUAAAUGGACAUAAAAACUGAAGUAUGAGUUUCAUAUGGUGCUCUCUUUCCAACUUCUUUUUGACACCUGUCUUUUUUGUAUUCUUCUCUGCGAUAUUCCUAACUUUCUAAAUCAUUAGAAUCUUCCUGUUUAUGAAAGAUUAGGAAUGUAUUCAAACAUCAGCGUCUUUAAUGUUUUGAUGUAGUCUUUAACAAAUUGUUCGUCUAAAGGUGUUUUCUUACUCGUCCUAUAUAGGCUUUCUGGAAUGGAUUGAUACAGAGCAUGGCCUUAUGAAGCUUUUUUAAUGACUAUACAUAUGAAUAGGCAUUUGGAAGGAGAUUCAUAUCCAUCAGGUGACAUUUCCUACUAUUGGUAGUAACAGAAACACACCAUCCCUUUUAUAAACUCCAGCUGAAAGCAGUUGGAUUUUUUGAGGUUCCCCCCAACACUCACACACUGUUCCCACUGGGAAAGGCUAUUCUGGGAUAGACUGGGUGAAUCCCCUUGUUCCACAGCUCUUCCAGAAUGUCUAGAGGCCAGAUCCUGGGCUCAGGGCAUGAGCAGUACGAAGGAAUAUGACGCAGAGAAAUUGCAUCUUCCACAUUAGCUACCAAGAGGGUCACUGAGGCCAUUGUGAGCAGUAGUUGGUAGACGUUGUUUCUCUCACCUCUCACUACGCAAGAUGUGAGAAGAGAGGAAACUCGACAUGCUCUCAUACCUUCUGCAUAGGGAGCUUAUGAGAUCAGCUGGGAGGAUCUCUGUGCACAAAGGGUGUGUUACAGAAAGGGCUUUUCUGCUCCACUCAGCUAUCUUAGUUCUAUCUAUAAGCCUAUAUUUCUUGAAAUACUGGUAUGCCAAGAUAGCUGUGCCACGCUGCUCUCAAUAGAAUCAUAUAAUCAUUUAGGUUGGAAAAGACCUUUAAGAUCAUCAAGUCCAACCUUUAACCUAGCACUGCCAAGUCCACCACUAAAUGGUUCUACCGCUAGUAUAGUUCAAAAUUAACAGCCUUGGAGAAAUGGUGCAGUGUGCUGCUUCUAAUUCCCAUUGAACAUAACACGAAGCUGAUCGGAGGGCUGGAGCACCUCUCCUAUGAGGACAGGCUGAGAGAGUUGGGGUUGUUCAGCCUGGAGAAAAGGCGGCUCCGGGGAGAUCUAAUUGCGGCUUACCAGUACCUGAAGGGGGCCUACAGGAAAGCUGGUGAGGGACUGUUUAUGAGGGAGUGUAGUGACAGGACAAGGGGUAAUGGGUUUAAGCUGAAGGAGGGUCGAUUUAGAUUAGAUGUUAGAAAGAAAUUCUUUACUGUUAGAGUGGUGAGGCACUGGAACAGGUUGCCAAGAGAGGUUGUGGAUGCCCCCUCCCUGGAAGUGUUUUAAGACGAGGUCGGAUGAGGCUUUGGGCAACGUGGUCUAGUGAAGGGUGUCCCUGCCCACAGCAGGGGGAUUGAAACUAGGUGGUCUUUGAGGUCCCUUCCAACCCUAACCGUUCUAUGAUUCUAUGAUUUAGCCAGGUUCUUGUUAAUGGACAGAUUGCAAUGAUUAGUUAACAGGGUGGUGCAUGAAGAGCUUUUCUGUGACCAGAGAGAACCUACCUUUUUUUAUCCAGAAAGAAAUACGUGCAUUUUAAAUCUAGGUCUAGUUACUGCUCUGGCUGUGGUACUUGCGGUCUUCACAGUAGCUUACUUUAGUGGAUAUUUGGAUAUUUAUAUGAUUACUAAAUAAACAAGUAUGAAAACAAAUUACAGCCAUUACAAUAAAUUAUAAUUUAAGGUAGUUGCUACAUCAACAGUUUUUGUGAACUCAGCUCUUGCUAAUCUGCCUUAGAAAAAAAAAAGGAAGUUAAUACAAAUAAAUGUUCUGCAGUAGCCAGGAGGGCUUUAUAAAUCAAAAUUUUCAGGCAGGCAAACUGGCUGCAGUUGUUUAUAAAGGAUUGGUUAAAUGUGUUUUUGAACAAAAAGGUUGAAAGCUUUUCUGAAAAUUAAAUUUUAUUUCAUAAUGUGUAUUUUAAGAUAUGCUUGGAGAUACUGUAUUAUUUAUUACCAGUUUACAAUUUAAAUUCAUGCUGAACAUACACUUUUUAUAGAUGAUUAACUGUAGCCCAUUUAAACGUUUUAUUCUGUUUGUUACAAUGACUGUUUAAGAAACAAGCACCUCAUUUCUGUAAAGCUCUGUGUUCUUUUGCUCGAUUGAGUUGCAGUAUUGUUAGUGCCUACUAAGCUUUAUGAGGCUGUUAAAGUGGCAGGUUAGUAUUUGCCAAGGAUAGCUCCUUAAACUUGCUGUCAUGAUGGCACACCUUACUAGUGGGUAGUACUCUUGGUUCAGUGUCUGGUACUCUACACCACUACGCCGUUCUAGGGGUCUUGAGUGCUGUCAGUAAGACUGAAGGCUUUACAGGUGUCAGUAAGUGAUUCAUCCUUAUGAAUUACCAGAUCAAGAAGACCUGUCUUGUGAACUCUUGGGUCGCAAAAGUGAGUAAGUCUCACAAGUGAACUUAAGGCUGUACCAAGACAAACUGUGGAGAACCUGGAUGUUGGGUAACUCUAGCCCUCUCAUAGGAACUUGCUGUCAAGUUCAGGCCUGCAACUGGUAGUGGCUUUCGAGUUCUAAAGUGUACAAUACUUUCUGUGUCAUAUUGUAUCAACUGAAACAUGUUGUCUUUUUAUUCACAGCUCUCUUGCUUCUCUGUUCAGUCUUGAAUGUAUUUUAUGUCCUUUCAGUUGAUGGCUUUGUAAAAGUGUAAGUACAGAAAUACUUACCUAAGCGUAUCAUGUAUAGAAUUGUACUUAAAGAUUCUUAAUAAUGUAAAUGCACUGCAGCUGCUCAUUAUUGUUAUUUUUUCUGAAAUACAUUAUCACUAGCAGUUUACACAGACAGGAAAGCAACACAAUAUGAUACUUUUAAUAACUUAUUUAUUUGCAAAGAUUAUAAGAUUUGUUGAGCUAUAGACUCAGAUAUUUGUUUUAGAGAUUGUUAAUACUGUAGCACUGUAGAAAUUCAUCAAUUAAAAGACAUGUUCUAAACUA
Messenger RNA from Grus americana (Whooping crane), 6900 nucleotides. RefSeq names its product 3-hydroxyacyl-CoA dehydratase 1 (gene HACD1). The record is from RefSeq and is a predicted model, not a curated record. Gene Ontology annotation, cellular component: endoplasmic reticulum membrane. The transcript is spliced from 7 exons. Gene Ontology annotation, biological process: fatty acid elongation; very long-chain fatty acid biosynthetic process; dephosphorylation. Gene Ontology annotation, molecular function: phosphatase activity; 3-hydroxyacyl-CoA dehydratase activity. Bases 197 to 934 code for a protein of 245 amino acids. Lineage: Eukaryota; Metazoa; Chordata; Aves; Gruiformes; Gruidae.